Messenger RNA from Tremella mesenterica DSM 1558, 621 nucleotides. RefSeq names its product histone H3. Lineage: Eukaryota; Fungi; Basidiomycota; Tremellomycetes; Tremellales; Tremellaceae. Gene Ontology annotation, cellular component: nucleosome. The record is from RefSeq and is a predicted model, not a curated record. Bases 88 to 498 code for a protein of 136 amino acids. Gene Ontology annotation, molecular function: protein heterodimerization activity; structural constituent of chromatin; DNA binding. The transcript is spliced from 5 exons.
CCCCAUCCAUUUCAGUAACUUGUCUCCUUCUCUACAACACUUCGUAUCUCCGACUUUACAACACUCAACCAAUACAAAUCCAUCACAAUGGCUCGUACUAAGCAAACCGCUCGUAAAUCCACUGGAGGUAAAGCUCCUCGUAAACAACUCGCCACUAAGGCAGCUCGAAAGUCUGCACCCAGUACUGGAGGUGUCAAGAAACCUCAUAGAUACAGACCUGGAACUGUCGCUCUUCGUGAGAUUAGAAGAUACCAAAAAUCUACCGAACUUCUUAUUCGUAAACUUCCUUUCCAGCGUUUGGUCCGUGAAAUCGCUCAGGAUUUUAAGACUGACCUCCGUUUCCAAUCUUCCGCCGUCAUGGCUCUGCAGGAAGCUUCCGAAGCUUACCUCGUCUCUCUGUUCGAAGACACCAACCUUGCCGCCAUCCACGCCAAACGUGUUACCAUCCAGCCUAAGGACUUGCACCUCGCUCGUCGUCUCCGGGGCGAGAGGACCUAAGUGGAUUGUUUGGGUGGGGCUCUGAUGAAUGUUACGAAGGGAUUAGUUGAUGUUUCAUGUUUUGUACUUUGUUUUUAGUUUUGUUUGUUGUGGGUUGAGCCUUUAUGCAUCGAGCUCCCUACG